AUGGUGGACCAGAAAGAGUUAGAGGAUCAUCCCUCUCCGACUUCAGUGAUUACCGUGCGGAUUCCCCUUCAGCCCAAUCCGCCAUGUGACCAGUCGCAUGAAGAUCCCACAACGGUGCCUCUUCCCCCUUCACCAGUGUCGCCGCUAGCUACCCCUCCCCCUAUACUGUUUUCGCCCGCACACGAGGCGGACCCUAACGUGGGGCCAGAGCCAGAGCUAGGUGAGCUAGGUGAGUUUGGUGGCUCGGGCCGUUCCAGUCCCAUGUUUAUGGCCAACCUCCUUGAGUUUGACUCACUCCGCGCAACUACAGCUCCCACGAUGCCCGUCUCCAAGGAUGUUGAUGUUGCUCCUCAAGUCUUCUUUGAGGACUUUGCUAUUCGAUACCGCCAGAGCCAGCGCAAACAGGCUCAGAGGAAACGACUUGAAAAGCGUCUGCGGGCCAUCAAGGUCUCUAUCGGUGUUUCUGCGCGCUUGAUUCGCAUUGGUAGUACUGUUCAGAGGGGUCUAGUCGAAGCUCUCAAACAGGAUGACAAGGCUAACUUCGCUGCCCUUUAUCAUAUGCUCUAUGAUCUUCAGGAGUCCUGUUCUUCCAUCUCGGAAUGCGAUAACCAUGAUGAACUAGAAUCCUCGCAUGAGAUGAAUCAUUCCUCGGAUUUCUUUCAUCAGCUUAGCCCCCAGUCUCGUUCAGACCUGCUGGAUAUUCUGCGACUGGUUCGUUCUGACCCACAGUUCUUGGUCGACCGUCUACGCAGCCUGACCCCUUCUCAACUUGCCACUUUGACUGCCCCGGCCACCACUUUGGACCCCGGUGACCCUGCUUUUCCUUCUUCUUCUUCUUCUUCCCGCCCUCGGGGUCAAUAUCCUUUUAAUCGAACCUAUGUCCAGACCGCCUCCUUUAAGGACCACGCGUAUGCUUUUGAAAGGACCGAUCCACUGUCAAUAUUGCUUUGUAACGUUUAUGCCGCGCCAAUGGAGCCAGAGUCGCCGGAAGCGAGAUUGCAGAUGGAAACAUGGUCGUCCGUCUGUGCCCAACUAAUGAGCCACGGUAGCAGUAGAUUCUACCCUCUUAUUGGCCAGAUUCUUUCCUCAUGGGCCGCUGGCAGCAACUGGAAAGCUCGCCCCAAGUUUGAGCUCUACCUCAUGGAUAUCCUGCAGACCGGAGCGUUUCUACUGGAACCUAUAGAUGCCCCUGCCGGGCUGGACUUUUCCACAAGUACAUUGGAUCCUCUCCGAACGGAAGUGGCCGAGGAGUUUUUUGCUUCCGCCGUGGAUGAUUUGUUCCGAGUUCUGGAUGAUCCCGAUGGUGGCUUUCCUUGCACUGUCUUGAAGUUUGCCAAAGCUGUUCUGGGGAAAUUGAAUAACCCUGAGAGCCGCAGCCGAUUUAUUGAGUAUUUGUUUUUACAGUGGUUCUUUCCCAAGUUCCUCUACAGCGCUUUGACAUACCCCGAGACAUUUGGUCUGCUACUCGACUUUUAUAUCUGCAAAGAUGCUCGUGAUAAACUACUUAACCAAGUUGGAUUGCGGGCCUACUCUCAAGUAUUUGCGGUUUUACGCUCUAUGCCCAAUUUCUCAAUUCUUCGUCUCUCAGUCAGGGAAAGAGUUGAAAAUAUGCUUUCACGAUUCAACACGGCUUCCGCUGAUCCUACGGCUCCUGAUCCUUCAGCUCCAUUAUCCGAUUGCCCGAACCAUCGCAACUCCUCGAAAUUCUUGUUGUUGUCUUCCACGGAUAUGCUUACUAUAAUAGACGCCCUCUACCCAACGUGUUAUUCCUCGCAUCAUACCUCUCCUUCCUCCGUCGGAAUCCAUUCCUGGUCGUUCAAUAUCCCAAGACCCUAUAGUCCUCGAUUGGAGCCGUUUACGGAGCCCAAUGUUGUACGUUCAAAUCAUAAUACCAGUCCACGGCCUACUUCCCAAAAUGGAUCUAUCCUUUCCAUGGAGUCUUUAUCCGGCUCUGCCUCUGUUCCUGAGCCUGGGCCUGGACAAAUUGCUUCUCGCAUCCGCUUUGAGUUGACAGAUCUGGACGAUCUGAACGAGCGACCGAAGCUGGAGCACCCCUCCGAUGAGCACUGGGCGAUAUUUUCCAUCUCCAAAGAUGGCAGAGGUUUGACCUGGAGCUUACUACCAGACUGGGAAGCUGGCUCGGCAGAGGUCUCGGGUAUAGAAAGUGAUGAUGAUACACAAUCUACUACCUUGGGCCUUGAAGACAAUCACGAGGCUUUGCAGACAGCUAUUGUUCGGCUAAUCAAGGAAGACCACGUUUAUUAUUAUGAUGAUUAUGAUCGGCUGUCUAGUUCUGCACAGCGAGAUCCCAUGUCAUUAAAGAACCGGUUCUAUCGAGCCAUGGCUGCUGCCCAUAAUAGUUUUGACUUUGUGGGGGAGCACUACUGGUGGAAUUCGUCACAGCAGCUACGGCAUGGGCGCGCUGGAGAGUCAUCCCCUGUCGCUCCUGAUUCAUGGAUUCUACAGCCUAUGCAUGACUCCAGCGUUCGCUCCUUGGACAAGUCACGAGCCGUCAUUGAGCGCUGUGAGCAAGACUCGGUGUCUCUGGAUCAGAGUCUUCGGCGACUUCAAAGCCAGAUCAAGGAGCUUAUGGCCACUGUUUCAAAGGUUCGCAAUAAAAUGUGGUACAUGACAGAUGUCAAGAACUCCAACAGAUACGAAGAAGCCAGGCAUGUGGCAAUGGCCCUCAAAACGAUGAUCUACUCUCCACGAUCCAGUGCCGCGAUGCCUGACGAAUCGAGAUCUCGCAGCGGACCUCGAUCAUUGGGGGGAUCCCUCUUCCAGAAGCCUGAGCUGCAAGUCAUGAACAUGAUGAGAGCACCAAACAGCCAAGGUGGCCCGAAGAAACUAUCAGACGAGCAGGUUGAGCUCACACGCAAGUGGCUGUCUCACAAUGCGAUCGAAAACUUUUGCAAAGGCGAGGAGAGGAUCCACCGGUUCUGCUAUGAAGUACGUGCUAGCAUCACCCGUCUUGUCGGUGAGACCAUGGCAGAGACACCGGUAUUGUGGGCGAGCGAGUUAUUCCAGAAAGAACGGACCAGAUACGAAGGCUACGGUGCUCGCACCUUUCCUGGAAUCCCCAUGGCGACAACUCCUCGCUCCUCGACGACUACUAGUGAGGAUCCGCUGCAUUCAUCACAUAUCCACAGUCCCGGAUCCUCCAUCCCCGAAUCGCUGUCUCGGUUUUCUCAGGAUAUUCCGUCAUUGGAACACAAGCCGUCCAUCCAGAGUUUAAUGUCUGACAGCUGGAGACUGCAACGGGAAGUACCUUCCAUUGAUGUAAGCUCUGUCGGAGGAUCGCCCACUCGUGCCGCGUCUACUUCAACCGGUGAUACCUACAGCACGUUCUGGUCUGCACCUUUUCGCCAUCAAAUGUACGCCGCCAGCGUCUCAAGCGCAUACUCCCGACCUCCGUCAAUGUUUAGUGAUACCGGAGCACGGCAUCUUCGCCGUUCCGACCGUAAGACCCAGGGAAAGACUGCUUUCAUAGACAGUCUGAAGCAGACGCUUACCAGUCUCCUUCUGAGCGAUCUCGGUUCUCCGGUUUGGAGCUGCGGCAGUGAGACAGAUGCGUGGUUUGCCAAUACCAUUGACCAGAACCGCAUCCGGAUGGAGAUGCAAAGGCGGGCUGCUGUGCAGAACUUCUACUCUCGCUAUGACGAACGGGCCAAGCAUCUUCGUGAGCAGCGUCGGCCUACAGGGGCUCGCCGGAGCAGGUCUCUCGAUACCCCAAGUCUGCGUACGCGCAAAAACCAGGAUAACGGGGCUUCUUAUAAUUCCGAAGAAGAAUCAUCGACUAAAGAUGAUAGGCCAGAGUUCUCCUACAAGACAGUCUUCUACCGUUUGAUUGAGGUAUUCUCGCGCCAUGGUAAUCCGUUUGUCAAACUUGACGCACUUCGAGAUCUGAGAUCGUUGGUCGUGGCCUCGUUGAUCUCAGGACCGGACGCUUCUUCUUCUAAUAUGGCGGGUGUGAGACCCGUGUCUCCUGAGACAGACAGGGUGCGUGACAACUGCCCUAGAUCACGCACCAGUGCAACGCGCCACAGCUUCUCGGCGCGCUGUGCAACUACAAACUCACAGAUUGGCACGGCGCCGGCCACGGCGCCGGAGUUUAGCGCCCGUACAUCUCACAGAUCCGAACCGUCCGAUGAACAAAUAGUCACCGCCCUCCGUGAAUUGAUCCUGGAUGUCAAGCCCAAGACGCUCUUCCGGGAUCUUCAGUUCAUCUCGGCUUUCGUUCCUGCGGACCAACUCAACAACACCGACCACGGCACAGCUUUCCUUCAGUUUGGCCUUGCUGCGCUGAGCCUCAAGGACGAGGUAUGUCACAGUAUGGUUGAAAUCGCGGACCGGAUCGUGUCUCGGGAGUUUAUGCGACGACAUCCACCUGAAUCGGAAUUCUACCCGCGACCAAGCCAUGCUAUCGAAGAUGCAGCGGCCAUGUGGAUCAUCACCGCCAAAGAAGGCAACGCAGUCGCACAACGUGAGCUGGCCAUAUUAUACCUCACCCACCCCGAGAUGCUCCCCCGUGUAACUCUUCCACUUACUCGGCCACGGGAUACCUUCAAAGCGGAGAUGAUGUACAGACGUGGUAAGGACCCCAAGUUUGACCCACAGAGUAUGUGUCUGGCACUGCACUGGAUGCAGCUGUCAGCAGCAGGAGGUGAUAUAUUGGCAUGUAAUCGACUCCGUGAGCGUGAAGAGUUCGAUUCUAUAGCGUGA
Penicillium taxi is the source of this 4722-nucleotide messenger RNA. RefSeq lists its product as uncharacterized. The transcript is spliced from 4 exons. The record is from RefSeq and is a predicted model, not a curated record. Bases 1 to 4722 code for a protein of 1573 amino acids. NCBI's taxonomy places the organism in Eukaryota, Fungi, Ascomycota, Eurotiomycetes, Eurotiales, Aspergillaceae.